Messenger RNA from Daucus carota subsp. sativus, 2788 nucleotides. Its product is annotated as monosaccharide-sensing protein 2. The transcript is spliced from 6 exons. Gene Ontology annotation, cellular component: membrane. The record is from RefSeq and is a predicted model, not a curated record. Gene Ontology annotation, molecular function: transmembrane transporter activity. Gene Ontology annotation, biological process: transmembrane transport. Bases 286 to 2493 code for a protein of 735 amino acids. Lineage: Eukaryota; Viridiplantae; Streptophyta; Magnoliopsida; Apiales; Apiaceae.
AUGCUUUGCUGUUCCUUUCCUCCCCAUCUUUUAUUUAUUAUUAUUCCUUUAUUUUUUGCUAUUUAAUUUUAUGGUCACAAUCAUUUGUAUUAAAUAAUAUUCGUGGGUAUUUAUAAAUUUAAGUUCUUGCAUCACGCCCUACUUUAAAGUCUCUCUCUGAAUACUUGUACUGGGGAUAGUGGCCUACAGUCCACAGAUUUCUGUGCCAAGUCUUGAGCUUUUCAAGGUUGAUUUGUUCUUGUGCAUAUAAAAAGUUUGAUAAUUCAGUCUUGAAUUGCUGUGAAGAUGAACGGGGCUGCUUUGGUGGCAAUUGUUGCCACGAUUGGUAAUCUUUUGCAAGGCUGGGAUAAUGCUACUAUAGCAGGGGCUGUUGUUUACGUGAAGAAAGAACUUCAGUUGGGUAGUACUGCAGAAGGACUUGUUGUUGCCAUGUCACUUAUUGGAGCUACACUAAUCACAACGUGCUCUGGAAGUAUAUCAGAUCGGAUUGGCCGACGUCCAAUGCUUAUACUUUCAUCCACGUUCUAUUUUGUUAGUGGUUUGAUAAUGUUGUGGUCUCCUAAUAUCUAUACACUGCUUUUAGCAAGGCUUCUGGAUGGGUUUGGAGUAGGGCUGGCAGUUACUCUAGUUCCGCUUUAUAUAUCUGAGACUGCUCCCUCUGAGAUAAGAGGAUUGCUGAACACCCUACCACAAUUUCUGGGUUCUGCCGGAAUGUUUCUUGCAUACUGUAUGGUUUUUGGAAUGUCACUCAUGGAAUCACCAAGUUGGCGAUUGAUGCUAGGAGUUCUUUCUGCCCCCUCUGUUAUUUAUUUUUUGUUAGUUGUAUUUUAUUUGCCUGAAUCUCCUCGAUGGCUUGUGAGUAAAGGAAAGAUGACCGAGGCUAAACGAGUCUUACAGAAACUGCGUGGCCGGGAAGAUGUCUCAGCUGAGAUGGCUUUGCUUGUGGAAGGUCUGGCGGUUGGUGGUGAUACAACCAUUGAAGAAUACAUUAUUGGGCCUGCAAAUGAACUUACUGAUGAUCAAGAUCCAGAUGCGGAAAAAGAGCAGAUUAAACUGUAUGUACCUGAAGAAGGACUUUCAUGGGUUGCCAAACCUGUCACACGACAGGGUAGUAUAGGUCUUGCUUCUCGCCAUGGAAGUAUGGUAAACCAGGGUAGGUCUCUUGUAGAUCCGAUCGUGACUCUCUUUGGCAGUGUCCAUGAAAAACUUCCGGAGGCAGGAAGUAUGCGAAGCAUGCUAUUUCCAAAUUUUGGAAGCAUGUUUAGUAUGGCUGAUCCUCAUGUCAAACCCGAACAAUGGGAUGAAGAGAGCCUGCAGAGAGAAGGUGAAGAUUAUACAAGUGAUGCUGGAGGUGAAGACUCGGAUGAUAACUUGCAGAGUCCAUUAAUUUCACGUCAAGCAACGGAAAAGGAUGUGGUUCCUCCUCCUUCACAUGGCAGCGUUCUAGGUGUUAGACGCCAUAGCAGUCUCAUGCAAGGGCAUGCAGGAGAAGAUAGUAUGGGCAUUGGUGGGGGGUGGCAAUUGGCAUGGAAAUGGUCCGAGAGACAAGGUGAAGAUGGACAAAAAGAAGGAGGUUUCAAAAGGAUUUAUUUGCACGAGGAAGGGAUUGCUGGGUCCAGGCGUGGGUCUAUUGUUUCCCUUCCUGGCGGUGAAAUGGCAGAGAGUGAAUACAUACAGGCUGCUGCUCUUGUGAGCCAGCCUGCUCUUUAUUCAAAGGACCUUGUAAAUCAGCAUCCAGUUGGACCGGCAAUGGUUCAUCCUUCGGAAACUGUUUCUCAAGGGGUGGUAUGGACUGCUCUUCUCGAGCCAGGAGUCAGGCGUGCAUUGGUCGUUGGGGUUGGGAUUCAAGUCCUUCAACAGUUUUCUGGCAUUAACGGAGUGAUGUACUAUACUCCACAAAUUCUAGAGCAAGCAGGUGUUGAAGUUCUUCUUUCCAGCUUGGGAAUUGGUUCCGAGUCUGCAUCUUUUCUCAUUAGUGCAUUUACAACCUUGCUAAUGCUUCCUUGCAUAGCUGUUGCAAUGAGAUUCGUGGAUGUUGCUGGUAGAAGGACACUACUGCUCACAACUAUCCCUGUGCUGAUAGUUUCACUCGUUAUCCUAGUCAUCGGCAAUGUUUUCGAUCUGGGUACUGUUCUUCAUGCAAUCAUAUCAACCAUCUGUGUGAUAGUUUAUUUCUGCUGCUUCGUCAUGGGCUAUGGACCAAUCCCGAAUAUCCUCUGCUCAGAAAUAUUCCCUACAAGAGUUAGAGGCCUUUGCAUUGCCAUAUGUGCACUCUCGUACUGGAUCUGUGACAUUAUUGUGACCUACACAUUGCCUGUGAUGCUCACUUCGAUUGGAUUAGCUGGCGUCUUUGGCAUUUAUGCUGUUGUAUGUGUCAUAUCUUGGUUCUUUGUAUAUGCAAAGGUUCCAGAAACCAAAGGCAUGCCGCUGGAAGUUAUUACAGAGUUCUUUGCUGUUGGUGCAAGGCCGGUCGAUGAUGCUAAAGCAGAGUAACUAGAGACAGUUGAACUGUUUUUCAGUUCUUCCGCAACUUCUUUGCUGCUUGUAUAGUGCAGGUCAGUGCUGUCAAGAACUGGAGUUAUCGAGGAUAAUGGAAAUGGGUAGCACUUCUUCAAACUGAUAUGCUAGGAAUGGCACUCAACUUCUGUCUGCAAAUUUUGAACUUUGGUGUGAAGAACUAAUCUCAUAGUUUUUUUUUCUCUAUACAAUUUAGUUGUAAUACUUUGAAAUGAAUAUCUGUUUGUAAUUCUCUUUUCUUUCAUAAUAUCUUAUAUAUCUAGUUUUACUC